This is a messenger RNA of Drosophila elegans, 1979 nucleotides long. Its product is annotated as cytochrome b5-related protein. Gene Ontology annotation, cellular component: mitochondrion. Gene Ontology annotation, molecular function: oxidoreductase activity. The record is from RefSeq and is a predicted model, not a curated record. Gene Ontology annotation, biological process: lipid metabolic process. NCBI's taxonomy places the organism in Eukaryota, Metazoa, Arthropoda, Insecta, Diptera, Drosophilidae. Bases 114 to 1439 code for a protein of 441 amino acids. The transcript has 5 exons.
GAGCGACGCUCUAAAUAAAAGUUUAGUAGGCGCUACGUAAACAAACUCUGCGGUCUUCACUGGGGUGCACAGAGCGACCGGUUCUUUCGAUCGAUUAACAAAUUGUGCACACAAUGGCGCCCAAUAUAAAAGAGGAUGAAGCCUGGAAAGUGUCAGGAAUUUCGAGGACUUAUCCGAGUUACCGCCAGUAUCGUCCCAUUACAAGUGAAAGCUGGCUGGAGGGCAAAAAUGCCGAUGACGAGGCCGAAGGUCUUUGGCGCAUUAACGAUAAGCUGUACGACUUAAGCGAUUUUGCCUCUCGCCAUCCGGGUGGCGCCUUUUGGAUUGAGUGCACCAGGGGCACGGAUAUCACGGAACCCUUCGAAUCGCAUCACAUCGAGGAGCGAGCUCGCAAAAUGCUGAGCAAAUUCGAAGUGCGACAGGCUUCGAAGCCCCGAAACUACAAGUUUACGCUGAAAGAAAAUGGGUUUUACAUGACCCUGAAGCGAAGAGUGCGAGAAAAGCUGAAAAAGAUUGAGUACGCUCCCACCAAGAAAACAGAGUUUCUGCAUCUGGGCAUCCUGUUGUCCGUGUUCCUUUUCAGCUGGGCAGGCACAAUUUUGAACUCUCUGAUUUUCCAGGCUCUUGCUGGAUUGGCCCUAUGCUGGGUAGCCACCUCCACCCACAAUUACUUCCAUCAGCGGGAUAGUUGGCGGAUGUACACUUUUAAUCUGACGAUGAUGAACUUCCGGAAUUGGCGGGUAUCUCAUGCCUUAUCACACCAUGUCUAUGCGAAUUCACUACAUGAUCUGGAGAUGUCCAUGUUUGAGCCAUUCUUGUGCUGGAUUCCCGAUCGUCAUUAUGCCAGUAAAACGCAGCGUUGGAUCUCGGUGGUUAUCUCCCCGGUGGUAUAUGUGGUACUGUUCCAAGGACAGUUUCUUAUUCGUUUGGUUUUAUCCCUUACCAAAAGAAACGUCUUGCACUGGGAUGAUCUUAUUGGUCUGACCCUACCAAUAUUUCUUUAUUUGUUCACUGGAGCUGAUCUAUUUGAAACUCUUAUUAGCUGGCAAAUAAUCGUAGCGGUGGGCAGCUUUAUUUUUGGACUUGUUGGUCUUACGGCAGCUCAUCAUGAUCCUCGCAUUCUACACGAUGGCGAUGCCCAACGCCAGGACAUGGAUUGGGGUCUAUAUCAGGUGGAUACCAUCAUAGAUCGUGGCGACAUUAAGUGGUCGGAUCUCUUGGUGCUUACCCACUUUGGUGAGCACGCCCUGCAUCACCUUUUCCCCACUCUGGAUCACGGAGUGCUCAAACAUCUCUACCCAGAGUUGAAGAAAACGAUGAAAGAAUUCGAUGUGGAACUGAGGGAGAUCAAUCAUUGGGGUCACAUCAAGGGUCAGAACGAGCAAUUGCUGAGGAUAAAAAAGAAUACUUUACCACCGGGUAGUAAAAAGAUUGAGUAGGACGGGGUUGGGAACUAAAUAAAUAAUGUCUAAUGGGCAGGGAAAUUGUUGUUUUGUAAAUAAUUAAAUUAUAUAAGUCUUAGAUCCUUAAAGCUAAGGAUUUUUUAACAACUAUUAAAAGCAAGGUGAAAUUGUUAAAAUAGAUUUAAUGAUCCUAUUCAUACUCUUAUAUUAAUUGUAAUUCACCAUAUGAACCAAACAUGCUCUUAUCAAAAAGCUUUUCUUAGCUCUCUUUCUUUUUUUCUCUGUUAUCGUCUGUUUAAAGCUUCUUUACCGUUUCCGCUUUUUUAUUAUAUCUUUAAAAGCAUCGUUUAUGGUUUAGUUUAUCUGGUGCUUAAGCAACCCAUAAACAUUUCUUAACACACUUUAUUUAGCGGCUCUUUAAAGUUGAGAGUUCAGCUGCUGCUGACUGAUAAUUUGUUUGCGUAAACGUUAGACCACGACAAAUGGACGCACUUUUCGCUGAGUCACGGUGUCAAAGCAAAUAGGAAUCAAUGAGCAUAAGUCGAUACAUAAAUGUAUGAUUUGAAACCUUGUAAA